Messenger RNA from Trachymyrmex cornetzi, 1550 nucleotides. RefSeq names its product asparagine--tRNA ligase, mitochondrial (gene AsnRS-m). The record is from RefSeq and is a predicted model, not a curated record. The coding region runs from base 102 to 1514 and encodes 470 amino acids. Gene Ontology annotation, cellular component: mitochondrion. Gene Ontology annotation, molecular function: nucleic acid binding; asparagine-tRNA ligase activity; ATP binding. Lineage: Eukaryota; Metazoa; Arthropoda; Insecta; Hymenoptera; Formicidae. The transcript is spliced from 4 exons. Gene Ontology annotation, biological process: asparaginyl-tRNA aminoacylation.
UCCUGACCAUCCUGAUAUACGACUCCAUUUUGAACUUUCUCGUGCAAGUAGGCAUUUUUUCCAGGGAUAUACAGUUGUUGGAAGUCGGGCCGUCCUCGGAAAUGCUUUCGAGGUAUAUUGGGAGGCUGCACCCGCUUAAGACAGACAUCGUCAAGUGUGGUGUACACAAAUGCUCGUCAAUUUUAGAUACAACGUCGAAAGAGGCGAUUGGGAAGCCUGCUAAAGUACAGGGAUGGGUACGCGCGCUGCGAAAGAUGAAGGAUGCAGUCUUUGUUGACAUUUCCGAUGGAUCAACAUGCGAAAUGUUGCAAGUUGUUAUGCCGAAGGUGAUUAAACCCGACAAUUUACGUUACGGGAGUAGCAUCAGAGCGGAAGGAGAGCUAUUCCUGGCUCCCAACGGUAAAACUGAGCUACGCGCGACUGAGGUACACGUGAUCGGCACGUGCAAUGUCUUGGAGGAUGGAUAUCCUUUCGCACCGAGAAAGACAUACGAUCCGGAGUAUAUCAGACAGUAUUUAUAUUUGAGGCCGAGAACGCGAGGCUUCUCUAGCUUGUUAAGACUACGCGAUCUUGCCACUACAAUGAUCACUGAUCAUUUGAGAGAUAGGGGGUUUCUUAGUGUACACACACCGAUGUUGACAUCUAACGAUUGCGAAGGCGCGGGUGAGGUGUUUCUCGUCAAACCACAAUCCAAAGAGAUUUUAAAAAGUAUGAAGAAGAAAGGUCAAUCAGAAGAUGAGAUUUACUUUGACACCAUUGCCUUCCUCGCUGUCUCUGGACAGUUGCAUUUGGAGGCAGUAGCAAGAGCUCUCACAAAAGUGUACACUUUUGGACCUACAUUCAGGGCGGAAAAUUCAAAAUCAAGAUUGCAUUUAUCAGAGUUUUACAUGUUAGAGGUGGAGAUAGCGUUUAUUACACGAAUCGAAGAAUUGAUGGAGGAAGUUGAACUUUUAGUGAAACAGGUUAUCGAGCGAAUGAUUGAAAAAGGAGCCUCAGAUUUGCGUGCAAUCAAUGCUCCAGAACCACAGUGGUUGAACAAAACAUUUGCACAUUUAACGUACGAAGAUGCUUUCAAUGUGUUAAAUAAUCACGCAAAUAGAUUGCAACAACCUAUAAAGUAUGGAGAGGCAUUAUCGAAAGAGCACGAACUGUUUUUAGUACAACAUAACGACGGGAUACCAGUGUUCGUUAUUAACUGGCCAAAAGUUAUUAAGCCAUUUUAUAUGAAAGAAUGCAUAGAUGAUGUAUCUAAGGUAGCGGCAAUGGACUUGUUAGUACCAGAUGUGGGAGAAUUGGUAGGAGGUAGCAUGCGCGAGGAUGAUUAUGGAAAAUUAGAGUUGAAGCUGCCUCCUACGGGGAAUCUCUCGUGGUAUUUAGAUUUACGUAAAUAUGGAAAUGUGCCAACAGGUGGUUUUGGAUUGGGCUUUGACAGAUUUUUACAAUGCGUCUUGGGGAUUAGCAAUAUCAAGGACACUGUGCCUUUCCCCAGAUGGCCGCACAAUUGCAAUUUAUGAAUAAAAUUUUCAGGGUUGUCGUAUUAUUUAAUUUAU